Triplophysa dalaica is the source of this 2075-nucleotide messenger RNA. RefSeq names its product cellular repressor of E1A-stimulated genes 1 (gene creg1). The record is from RefSeq and is a predicted model, not a curated record. The transcript is spliced from 4 exons. Lineage: Eukaryota; Metazoa; Chordata; Actinopteri; Cypriniformes; Nemacheilidae. The coding region runs from base 142 to 714 and encodes 190 amino acids.
AUGCCUUGCGUAAGCACGUGUAGCGCUGAAGUCACAUGACCGCUGUUGUGCUCACGUGAUCCAGAGUCGACCACAACACGGGACGAUCUUCUGUUCUGGUUCAUUUGUGUUUAGUGUGUUUAUGCGCGAUCAUAUUCCGUCAUGACUCUGGUGUUGGUCGCGUUGAGUUUAGCGUUGACGCGCGUCGCGUCGUCGGUGCCGCCUCACGAGGAAGUGGCUCGGAUGGCUCGGUUCGUGGUCAAUAAGUGUGACUGGGCUUCGAUGGCGACCAUCUCGACUCACGAGCCGGUAAAAGGACAGCCGUUCUCCAACGUCUUCUCCAUCAGCGACGGGCCGCCGGGCAACGGAACCGGAACCCCGUACAUGUACCUCACACACAUGGAGAUCUCCGUGCAGGACCUCCAGGUGAAUCCACAAGCGUCUCUGGCUGUGUCUUUAGCUCAGAGCAGUUACUGUAAGAAUCACGGCUUCGAUCCACAGAGUCCACUGUGUGCUCACAUCAUUCUGUCUGGAUCUGUCAUUCAGGUGAACGGAUCGGAGGCGUCUGCGGCCAAAGAAUCUCUCUUCAGCAGACAUCCAGAGAUGGCCGACUGGCCCACGGAUCAUAACUGGUUCUUUGCUAAAAUGAACAUCAGUCAGGUGUGGGUCCUGGAUUAUUUUGGUGGAGUGAAAAAAGUGACGGAGGAGGAAUAUUACAACGCCUCACAACGCUGAAAUGACACGCAUAAUCUUGGUGAACGAGAGGAAACUCUGGCCAGAUCACUGAUGUCCUAAAAAAUCCAUCCUUUAAAUGAUAAUUGUAUCAGAGAUUGUGUUGCUGUGUUUUGCUUUUGAAAUCUUUCUUUAACAAUGUUUUUUUUUUGGUGAUUUUUGGGGGGGGGGGUGGGGCUCUACAUGCUGUUUAGUUACAGAGUAUAGUCGAGAGCUGACAGAAAAGCUUGAGGUGGAGAUAGGGGAGCGGGACCGGCAGAGGACCGCUGAGACAGGAAUCAAACUCGCUGACACUAUAUGUCGACACAGUAACCACGAGCCUAAAGGCACCGAUUUGCUUUUGAAAUCUUUCAUAGUUUGUAACUGAACCCUGUGUGAAGCUCAGUUUGCGUAUAAUCUAAUAUAGACGAGUGUUAGGUAAUGAAUGACAUUCAGAUGUUUUAACAAAGUAGCAUUUAAGAGAUGAUGUUUAAGAGUGAUUUUUGCAGAUGUGAUUGUUAUGAAUGAAAGUGCAGUUGGCAUUUGUUUUCUCAUUCUGUCGAACAUUUUGAAGACACUCACAUGUACAAUUACAUACAUGUCAUGUUUAUGUGAAGACUCGUGACCCCCAAGACUAACUCUACACUAAACAAAGUUUUUUUUCUUUUAUUUAAUACACUCUGAUGUGUUUACUAUCAAUAUUCAGUAGAGGUAAAAUUUUGGAAUACGCUGUUAAACACCGUGUCUACACCGGACGCGACUUGUUCUAACGGGAUUUUCAUGUCGCUCCGCAUCCAGUGUGGACAAAAUGUAAAAUUAUAAUGGGUUCUUGCGCGUUUCAUUGUCUUUCGUCGCGUCACAUCCUGUGUAGAAAGGUGUAAUGUCUCAUGUACAGCUGCUUUGUAACAAUGAAAAUUGUAAAAAGCGCAAUAUAAAUAAAGUUGAGUUGAGUUAAUGCUCUGUUCACACCAGACACGAACAAUCGCGCUCCACGCUCUUUAUUACUCGAGGGAAAAGUUCAUUAUUUUCAUGUGAGUGAAAGAUGAUGAACGCGCUUCAAUCUCGCCGCCCGAUCCGCGUCAUUCGCAUCGCCGUCUUUGAAUUGACUUUGAAUGUAAUCGCAAAUCGCUUAAUUCGCCUUUGGUGUGAACCUGUUUUAACAUGUGGUUAGGUGAAAUAUGGACAAACCCAACCAUUAAUUCAUAGAAAAAAAUUCAUAUUCAAGCCAAUCAUAUAUUAAAACAAAAAACAUGUUUUUAUAAAGUUGAAUGAAUGUGCAAUGAAUUCUAGAAAAGUUAUCUUUCUUAAGACCUAUAUAUUUUUGUAACAUUUGCUGUGGAGUUUUUGAUCCAGUGUGGACGUGAAAUAAAUUAUUUAUCCAAGUU